Molecule: messenger RNA, 2250 nt
Organism: Ctenocephalides felis (cat flea)
Lineage: Eukaryota; Metazoa; Arthropoda; Insecta; Siphonaptera; Pulicidae
Product: membralin-like
Exons: 10
Coding region: 269-2011 (580 amino acids)
Biological process (GO): positive regulation of ERAD pathway; response to endoplasmic reticulum stress
Cellular component (GO): endoplasmic reticulum
Source: RefSeq, a predicted model, not a curated record
UGAACUGUCAAAUGAACAAUUUCUACCGUAGAUUUUCUUAUGUCAUCUAUGAUUUGUUUCAAUUGAAGAAUAAAAAAUAGGAUCGAAACAGUUUGUGAUAAUUAUAAUGCAAUUAGCAAUUACCGUGAUAAAAUUUGUUCGUUGCAGGACCAAUAAAUGCAUUGUUAUUCAGCAACAUAAACGAUUUGUUGUUUAACUCAAAUGAUGGUAAUUCAAAAUCAAUAUAGAUAUAAGUCUAUAAGAAAAUUAGAAGGAAUAAUUACCAAGGAUGUCUGAUACAGGCAAUAGUAAUUCUGAUCAUUACAGGACUGGUUUGAAUGAUAAUGCAGAUAUUCCUGCUGAAAUAAACCUUGAAAAUAAUAUCGUUCCUGGAGGAGCAAUUGUCAACAAUAUAAACAGAACUCGGAAUAAUAAUAAUCAGAAUCCGUUAUUUAAUGUUCGUGAUAGGCUUUUCCAUGCCUUAUUCUUCAGAGCUGCUUUGGCUUAUGCUCAAAUGCUGCCAAAGCCAGUUCGAAGAUUUAUUGAAUUUUUUAUACUAUUAAAAGCGCUGACGGCGUUUUUUAUUUUGGUUUACAUUCAUGUUGCAUUCUCAAGACAUCCUGCGACAUGUUUAGAAUCUGUACGGGCUGACUGGCCAAGAGAUGGUAUUUUACGGGUUGAAAUAAUUCGUGGAGAUAUGAGUAGUCAAAAAGCUUAUAAUGAACAAAAGGAGACUGAACUGGCUAUUAAUGGUGUUAAUUCCAUCCAGGAAUCUUCAACAAAAGUUGAUCGGGAGCAAAAUUCACAUAGUGCAUUUAUAUCUCACUCAGAUAAUGCUUCUAAGAUUAGACAAGCACCAUAUUUUUACAAUAUAAUAGUUGCAAGAUCAACUAUAAAUCCAGAUUUACCUACUAGUGAGUUAACAGAGGAUGGAGCUAAUGAAGGAAUUAUGCAAACUUUAUUAGCAAAUGAAACUAUGGGUCAUUUUGGGAAACAUGACGAAGUUAUUGACAAUUCGCCAUUAACAAAUGAAAAUCCUUCAUUGCACAUUGUGACAAAAAAUGACUGGCCAGAGGAUCAAUACAUAGUAGAGUAUUCUUUGGAAUAUGGAUUUUUGAGAUUGAGCACAGCCGCCCGACAACGUCUAGGAGUGCCAGUUAAACGCGUAUUACUUGAUCCUGUCAAUGACCAAUGUUUUGGUGACGCUUUCAGUAGGAUAUUGCUGGAAGAAUUUCUUGGUUAUGAUGAUUUGCUGAUGGCCAGUGUUAAGGCACUUGCCGAACAUGAAGAUAAUAAAGGAUAUUUAAGAAAUGUAGUCACUGGAGAGCACUAUAGAUUUGUAAGCAUGUGGAUGGGAAGAUCAGCAUAUCUAGCAGCAUUUUUUAUAAUGCUUGUCUUUACCGUAUCUAUAUCAAUGUUAUUGCGAUAUUCUCAUCACCAGAUAUUUGUAUUUAUUGUUGACCUUCUACAAAUGUUGGAGUUCAAUGUGUCCGUAACAUUUCCGGCUGCUCCAUUGCUUACAGUUAUUUUAGCUCUUGUUGGAAUGGAGGCAGUUAUGUCUGAAUUCUUUAAUGACACUACAACGGCAUUUUACAUAAUCCUCAUUGUUUGGGUAGCCGACCAGUAUGAUGCUAUAUGCUGUCAUACAUCUGUAACUAAACGACAUUGGCUUAGAUUUUUCUACUUGUAUCACUUCUCGUUCUAUGCUUAUCACUAUAGAUUUAAUGGGCAAUACAGUAGUUUGGCACUCAUCACAUCGUGGUUAUUUAUACAGCACUCGAUGGUGUAUUUCUUUCACCAUUACGAAUUGCCCGUGAUAAUGCAGCAGUCUCAGUUGCGCCAGAUCUUAUUGAACACGCGCGCCCAUCGCGGCGUGCCGACGCCGGCAGCCCACGCUGCGGCCAACUCAGGGAUCGUCUCUCAGCUAGCGAUGGGAGCGACUGACCCGCAGGCAGACGCCCCGCGCGCCGAGAGGCGCAGCUCGCUGGUCGAAGGUAUCACUUCGACAGAUGCUCAUUCCGGUAGAGAAUAAACGAUACGGGAGGUUGAUUAUGUUAUUUAAAUUUUUAAUUGUGCAAAGUACAUUUUCAAAUGAUAUCACGGAUAUAUGUGUAUACAUAUGCACGCUUAAACAUGUAUUUAUUACGUUAGUUUUUCAUACUUUCUAAUAAUAAUUCAUUAAUUCGAGAAGAAAAGGUUUUUUUUUUCAUCAAUAUCAAGGCGUCUGGACUCCAGUAAGUAUAUUUAUUACUGUUAGUGAUUUAUUUUGAC